Molecule: messenger RNA, 690 nt
Organism: Impatiens glandulifera
Lineage: Eukaryota; Viridiplantae; Streptophyta; Magnoliopsida; Ericales; Balsaminaceae
Product: RING-H2 finger protein ATL2-like
Exons: 1
Coding region: 1-690 (229 amino acids)
Source: RefSeq, a predicted model, not a curated record
AUGGUACCCAUCUCCAUUGUUAUACUCUGCAGUAUCUUCAUUUUCAUAAUCUAUAUCUACUUCAGUAUCCGCUGGUACCUUUACAACAUCCGCCAUUGCCACCCCUUUUUCCACACUAACAAUAUCAUCUUCCCCCAAGAUACAGAAAACCCAUCUUCUUCUUCUGUACUCCUCUCCUCCUUAAUUCCUGAAUUUAUCUAUCCAUCGACAUCUAAACAAGAAGACCACCCAGAAUGCUCCGUUUGCUUAUCAGUCUUUGUAGAAGGAGAUAAGUGUAAGAAACUGCCUGCAUGUCAACAUACCUUUCAUAUAAACUGUAUCGACAUGUGGUUUUAUUCUCAUUCUACUUGUCCUGUAUGUCGAACGCCGGUUAAACCGAAUGAAGAUCUAACUCCUACAUUAUCUUCGUUGAGUGAUUGGAGAAAGGAAAUUGAAUUGGUAAUUGCUGCUGGAUCGAGGAAGAGGAACGAGUCGGUGGUGGAUGGUGGGACGAGUUCGGUGCCGAGUCAGGUGUUGUUUAAAUCGCGCGGAAAUGGGAUGUUUGCUUUUGGGAGAAAUUUUAGUAUGAAUCGAAACGACAACGUUGUUAUGGCACCUUCUUCUUCGGGAGCUGUUACGAUGUCAACUGAGUCAGAUGUUGAGCGAGGAGGAGGAUCGGACGAAUCGAUUCAUCAGCCAACUUAUAAGUAG